Messenger RNA from Panicum hallii, 978 nucleotides. RefSeq names its product NAD(P)H dehydrogenase (quinone) FQR1-like. Gene Ontology annotation, molecular function: FMN binding; NAD(P)H dehydrogenase (quinone) activity. The record is from RefSeq and is a predicted model, not a curated record. NCBI's taxonomy places the organism in Eukaryota, Viridiplantae, Streptophyta, Magnoliopsida, Poales, Poaceae. The transcript is spliced from 4 exons. Bases 133 to 744 code for a protein of 203 amino acids.
UCUCUCCACUGCCCCGAAACUGACACCGGGAGCGCCGAUUUCACUCCACACAACCCCUGCUCUUCCCCCGCCCGCGCGCCGCAGGAGUUCCCCAGAUCUCCAUCCGGUCCCAGGAGCUCCGACCCCUCUCCAAUGGCGGUCAAGGUCUACGUCGUGUACUAUUCCACGUAUGGACAUGUUGGUAAACUAGCUGAAGAGAUCAAGAAAGGUGCCUCGUCUGUUGAAGGUGUUGAGGCCAAAAUAUGGCAGGUCCCUGAAACUCUCCCUGAGGAAGCGCUCGGAAAGAUGGGCGCACCCCCUAAACCUGAUGUGCCAGUUAUCACACCGCAAGAGCUUGCUGAGGCUGAUGGAAUCCUCUUCGGGUUCCCGACGAGGUUUGGCAUGAUGGCAGCGCAAAUGAAGGCGUUCUUCGACGCCACUGGUGGCCUGUGGAGGGAGCAGAGCCUCGCUGGCAAGCCCGCUGGCAUCUUCUUCAGCACCGGAACCCAGGGAGGUGGCCAAGAGACCACACCGUUGACAGCGAUUACCCAGCUGACUCACCACGGCAUGGUGUUUGUGCCGGUGGGCUACACCUUCGGCGCCAAGCUGUUUGGCAUGGACCAGGUUCAGGGUGGCAGCCCCUACGGCGCCGGCACUUUCGCUGCUGACGGCUCGAGGUGGCCGAGUGAAGUGGAGCUGGAGCACGCCUUCCACCAGGGGAAGUACUUCGCAGGCAUCGCGAAGAAGCUCAAGGGGUCUGCUUGAUGGCUCUGAUCUUUGGCUCAUACCUAAUCAACAAUUUAAAACAUUUACAGCUCCACCAUACCGUCAAUAGCUUGGUCUGUUCUCUCGUAGUGCCUGGAUGCUGUGUGCCUCUGUGGGCACGUCCUGCCGUGUGAUAUGGUUUUCUUGCUCUGGUGACUUGGUUGUAAUCUGGAGUUGAACUGUUGUGUUUCUCGUCGCAUAAAUAUCGAUCAUUGCUGAAGUAAAUGGCUUCCA